Rhopilema esculentum is the source of this 2431-nucleotide messenger RNA. RefSeq lists its product as uncharacterized. Gene Ontology annotation, molecular function: calcium ion binding. NCBI's taxonomy places the organism in Eukaryota, Metazoa, Cnidaria, Scyphozoa, Rhizostomeae, Rhizostomatidae. The record is from RefSeq and is a predicted model, not a curated record.
UGACAUAUUUAUUGACAUAGUCCUUCCCAUUGCAGCCAAAUCUUUGUGCUUGGACUUCGUGUGGCGGGCAGCGUAAUCAUUGUUAAAUACGUCAUUACAUAUACUACAUCUAACACUGAAACGGGUAACAUUUGUUGCCAUAUCGCUAUCGCACAAAAAUAUUCCGAUGUUGUAGGUUGGUUAUAGCAAGCAAGAUUUGGACGAACUGCACUAUCCAUAACAUAAGAUCAAAUUUAACAGCAUGCGGAAAACACCUGGUACUGAACAUCUAAACAACCAAUUCAAACUUCUUAUAACAGAUUAUUAUUUACCAUGAAAUUGAUGUGUCGAUGAGUUGUUUUGGGAUGAGCUUCCUGAAUUCUGAUAACAGUCCUUUUAGAAAUUUCUAUUUCCGCCAAAACUUAAAAAAUUCGCUCCGACAAAAAAAAUUCAAGCAUAAUUUAUCUUCCGACGGAGGGGCUAGCCUCCUCCGACGGGGGGGCUGUAGCCCCCCCUGCCCCCCCUCUGGCGCCACCACUGCUUCUGCCAUCUUGAAUUCUUGCCAGUGUGAAGCUGGUAGAGAAUCGUACAAAUUAAAUUGAGAUAAUGAAGCUAACUUCUUAUUUAAUUUACACCUCUGGGUCGUGGUUCGUAUGCUAUUGAAUCAUACAUGCAAAACACGUUACACCCUUUCAUACUAACUCGAGUUGUUUGUAAUCUAACCACAGAAUAUGGAGUGACCCACUUCAUGGAUGAGUAAGUUUUCUAUAUCCAAUAAGAACGUAGGUAGGUUUAGAUAUUUGCAUACUGUGUGAAAUGUUUCAAGAUCAGCAGUUUGUCUCUUUGUUUUUGCUGUUACCUCUUACCUGGCAGAGUACACAGCCAAUCUACAGAUCAAGCUGCAGAAGUGCUGCGUUGUUUAAAACAACAAACCGAAAUCAAAUUCUGGUUGGAAAUUCUGGAGGUUUGAUUUCUUCCAUCCGCACCAGAAACUUGCCAUCUUGCGUUCGCCAGUGCAUCAAGAAUCCCAUAUGCUCCUCCAUAAACUAUAAGUCCACACCUGGAUCUAACCAAGAGAAUAAUUGUCAACUGCUAACUAUAAACCUAUCCAGCAACGAUGCGGAAUUCUCAAGCUUAGUUGGAUGGAUACAUUCCGAACCAACGUCACAGCCCGGACCACGGUGUGUUGUCAAUCCUUGCAGCCUUGGAUACCGAUGCACUGAUACCUGUGAUGUCACCCUUGGAUACCAGUGUACCGAUAUCAACGAAUGUGAAAGCAACCCUUGCAUGAAUGGGGGCACUUGUAGGAAUUAUGUAAACCAGUUUUCAUGCUUGUGUACUCGCUCAUUUGCUGGAUCAAGAUGUCAACUCAGUAACAUUGCGUUAAAUAGACCAACAGCGCAUUCGUCAAUCUGGGACGGGUUUGAUUCCAGCUCUCGAGCAGUAAAUGGUCAGACAGGCACAAACUACCUUUUUGGGUUUUGUGCACAUACAGCUCAGCAGCUCCAGCCAUGGUGGCGUGUCGACCUUGGUGCAACGUAUUCGAUUGGCACUGUGAAAGUUACAAAUCGUGGAGACUGCUGUCCUGAAAGACUAGCGGAUUUCCAUGUUUACGUCGGUGAUAAUCUUAGCAGCAUUCAAACUAAUGCAUUAUGCAAUCGAUUCUAUGGCUACCCUAACGCAGGUGCAACAGCCACAGUUUUUUGCACAUCGAUCGUUUCCGGUCGUUAUGUUUUGGUUAUGCUUCCCGGUACUCAGUCUUUAGCCAUCUGUCAGGUUCUUGUGUUUGUCCGGGAGUGAGCAGUUUUGUUUUGGAGUUACCGGUAUCUUCGAUAGAGCUACAUUACAUUACGGAUCUGGAUUUUACAAGCCUGGAGAUAGUUAAGGAGACAGGGAUGUGGAGGAGUGUUUGGAUGAUUAGAUCCCGGGGGUAACUUCAGUAAGAUUUCAUCAUCAAAUGUUACAAAUAGCUACUAUCAUUUUCCCAUAUAAAUAAUAAUCAGUAACUAUGUCAUGUUAAUUCGUUUCUUGCAAAAAAAAGGAUAAUAAUAAUCUGAACGCGAAGAGGUUUUAUUAUCUUACGCUCUGCCAUUAUGACGGAUCACAAUAAUGAAGGGCCCGCUUCAUUUCAACACGCGUUUGCACCUAAACCAGGUUAUUUUGCGGAGUAUAGGGCUAGCCUUUUUUUGAGAGCUUGAAUCUGGUUUCUUAAAAAUGUUGCACGAGGGAUUCUUUAUCGCAUUCAAUUUCAUUACAUUCGUUAUGAUGGGAGUCCCGUAUGUUGGGGAAAAAUUGAAGUAAACAGAUUUUUUUUAUAAUUUGGAUCGCUCCUCUUAGUUUUAGGUUUUUCCUGCCUACUGUUUAUGACAUAUUUUCAUUCUGGUACUAAAUUUUUUUGCAAACUAUAUUAGCGUAUAAAUACCAUUUGGGUAGCUAGUUUUUAAGGGUAAGC